AUGUUAGCCGAUACGCCGCGCCGCCGCCGAUCGGACAAAACUCCGAAAAACAUAGGUUUUCGAGAAAAGUUGGCGGAAUGUCACACGGACCGUUCAUUUACGGAAUCAUUUGUAUUAGAUGUGUCAUCAGUCUCGCAAUAUCCAGCUGAAGAAGAAGUUCUGUUGCCGGCACAAAUUAAUUUUAUUGUUGACAAGGUUGAUUACGAUGAGAAUACAAAGAAAUAUACGAUUUAUUUAGCAAUUUAG
Molecule: messenger RNA, 246 nt
Organism: Didymodactylos carnosus
Lineage: Eukaryota; Metazoa; Rotifera; Eurotatoria; Philodinida; Philodinidae
Source: the annotation of a GenBank genome assembly